UUCAAAAAUAGAACAUCAAUAAAUUCCUUUUGUCUUGAAAGAAUUCGUGAAGAAUGAAGACAAAGGUUAAAGAUAAAAAGGAAAUAUUUCAAACAAUCUUUAAUGGUGAUGGCAGCAAAUUCAUUUGUGGAAAGAAAAACUUUGGAACACUAAUUGCUUCAAACAAAAUUCUUGAUGGACAAUUCAAAGAUGGGAAAUUACACGGUUGGGGCUGUGAACGAACAUUGGAUCCAGAAACCAAUUUGGUUCUUAAUGAUUUUAUCGGAUGUUUCAGAAAAGGAAAGAAAGACGGCGAGGGUCAACGUUUUUAUGAUAAUGGGACUUAUGAAGGAACGUGGAAGAAUAACAAGAAGGCAGGCCUCGGCAUUAUGUACUAUAACGACGGUAGAGUUUAUUUCGGUGAAUGGAAAGAUGAUGUUUAUGAUGGGACUGGUGUCUUAGUGCAAGAAAAUGGAAACCGUUACGAAGGAACCUUUUCAAAGGGAUUAAAGCAUGGUAUAGGCUUGUUCAUUCAUCGAGACACUGGGCGAAUUCAAAGGGGAAUUUGGGUUAAUGACAUGUGUAAAUGUUCAAUGAUGCAGGAUGACGAGAUACGCCCACCAAACUAUCAACUGAAAAAGAAUUUCAUCCCCGAGCUGAAGCUUCAGAAUCCCUCCUCAGUUGUAGCUAAAAACUUUCGAGAAGUUUUAAACUUAACACACAGAAAGUGAUUCAUAAAAAACAGAAAAUUUUAUCUUGACCAAGUCAUAGUUGGUUGAUGUUGAGCUUUUGUGGGUUUUCAAUUUUCAAUCUCAUUGGUUUUGUUUUUUGGGUUCUAAAUCUGCAAAUAAACUCCCACAAAAAUUA
This is a messenger RNA of Clunio marinus, 846 nucleotides long. Lineage: Eukaryota; Metazoa; Arthropoda; Insecta; Diptera; Chironomidae. The record is from the annotation of a GenBank genome assembly.